GCUACAAUUCCUUUCCCACAGGAGAAGCUCCAGGCUGCUCUGGAGAUGCAGAUGGCAAAUGAGAAAAUAUGUGAUGAAUGGGAAGAUGACCUGCAAAAGGAGAGAACUUUCUGGGAGAACCAAAUACAGAGUGAUGUAGAAAAUGUUCAGAUGGCAUUUAAAAGACUUCAGGAAUUCCUGGACUUCAAGGAGAAGAGUGAGAAGCAGAAGCUGAUGCAAGAGAAGGAAGAUGUUAUGAACAGCCUGGCAGAGUCUCAAAAUGAGCUGAUGAAGCAGAGGGAGGCAGUGAGAGACCUCAUCUCAGAUGUGGAGCAUCAGUUGGACUGCUCAACCAUGGAAAUGCUGCAGGGUGUGAAUUCUGUCCUAACAAGGAGUCAGACCUUAAGAUUAAAACAGCCCAAAAUGGUCCUAAGAGAAAAGAGAAGGAUCUUCCAAGCUUCAGAUCUGAAAGGCAUGCUGGAAGUGUUUCAUGAGCUCAUGGAUGCCCAACACUACUGGGUUCAUGUGACCCUGCCUCGAGUCUACAAGAAAAAUGUUAUCAUUAAUGUGGACAAAAAACAAAUACAACAUCAAAAUAAGAAUACAAGAAAUAGAAGAAUGUUUAGUAUUUUUGGGACCUAUGAUUUAGGUGUCCUUGGAUAUCCAGCUAUCCACUCAGGGAAACAUUACUGGGAAGUAGACGUGUCUAGAAGUGAUGCCUGGCUCCUGGGAUUAAAUGAUGGAAGAUGUGCUCAACCCCAACAUCAUGGAUUGAAUAAAAAACCCUUCAAAGUCAUGUAUAAUUCUGUUGUUAAACAUUGUGUAUAUUAUCAGCCUAAACAUGGCUACUGGGUUAUAGGUAAGAAGAAUAGGUCUGUAUAUAAUGCCUUUGAAAAUCGUUCUGUCACCCACAAUGCCAGUGUCUUGGUCCUCUCUCUGACUCAUCCUCCCAGUCGUGUUGGAGUUUUCCUGGACAGAGAAGCUUGCACUCUUUCAUUUUAUGAUGUCUCCAACCACGGAGCUCUCAUCUAUAAAUUCUGUGAACCUUCCUUCCCUAAUACAGUUUAUCCAUAUUUUAAUCCUAUGGAAUCAUCAGAGCCAAUGACAGUCUGUGGACCACCCUCCUAAACCCUCAUCUAUAUCUGCACAGUGCCCCCAUGUAUGGUAUAUCUCAUUACAUCUGAGCUCCGUGGAAUCAUUUCAACAUUUUUUUUUUUUUGUAUCUUUGGGUACAGAAAACCAUGGGGUUGCCUUGGCCUAGAUGCCUUGAGAAACAUGUGCCAUAGGUUUCUCAGGUUAGAGUCCCUGGCUCCUGGGGUACAAUGUGAGACCUGAGAGACCAAAGGACUCUCUAAGGCAGUGUAGUAUUCAGGCAAUUUUAGGUUUCUCUGCAUGUUCCCUUAGUCAAGGAAGCAUGGAAGCUUCAUAGGAAAUUGGUCUUAGACAAUAAUCUUGUAUAUCCUGUAUAGCUUGCAAAUUUCACUGUAUCCUGGCAACUGCAACUGUAUUGAUCUUGGAAAUUACCAUUAUAUACUGUUCCUGAUAAAGGUAUAAAAAGUCUGAUUGCGCUCAAUAAAAUUGUCACAGUCUCAGUCUUGCUCUGGCCCCUCCAA
Cricetulus griseus (Chinese hamster) is the source of this 1592-nucleotide messenger RNA. The record is from RefSeq and is a predicted model, not a curated record. NCBI's taxonomy places the organism in Eukaryota, Metazoa, Chordata, Mammalia, Rodentia, Cricetidae.